UCUAUUGUCAGAUCCCAGUUGGCCUUUGGUGGGAAGUCGCUUCGCCACCAUCCAAAAUUAUUGGUUUUCGAAAGCAUUGUAAGGCCCACUAACCGGGCCUAGACUACCAGACAUGUCCGCGACCACCAGCGAAAGAAACAGGAAUAGCGUUGCAAGGAUUUGGAGCAGGCAAAGGCCUUCCCGCGUGGCUGAAAGUGCGCUGAUUGGCGAUGGUCACCACGUGCAUCGACACCGCCACGACCGCCCACAUCCGCCGCUCAACCAGCGGAUGUCAACAGCAGCGGAUCAACGGCCUCCAGCUCCGACAUCCCGCCGGAUCAACCUUCGCAAGAUGAGCCUGCAACGGAGCCUGGCCUUCUACAACCGGUUAAGAAGCCCCUUAAGAGGUCUUGCCUCCGGAUUUGGUUACCUCUUUGAGUCGAAUUUCAGCAUGAGCCGACAUCUGAGACCGAAUUUUCAUCUGACGAUGCCUGGAAGCUGGUUUGGGUUCCCCAACGAUGGAUUUGAGCUGGCCGAAGAUCUCCAGGAUAGCAGGAUCUUCUCGGGUCGACACCACUGGGACCGGGCUCAACUACAUUUCCAGCAGUAUCUGGGGCUACGCCAUCGUCAUCAGCACUGUCCUCGGUCAUUCUCUUUGAAACUGGAUCCAAGCACCAUAAACCUAAAGAUUAUUAACGAAAUGUUUUACGGAUUAGGUCUGACGGAGGUCUUGAGGCUGGCCUUCAACGAGGUGCUUCAUUUGCACUAGCAAUUUGUUGUCUUGGGUGCAUCCACGAUCGAUAAUAAAAUCUAUGGCCAAUCGAAA
Messenger RNA from Drosophila biarmipes, 805 nucleotides. RefSeq lists its product as uncharacterized. The record is from RefSeq and is a predicted model, not a curated record. The transcript has a single exon. Lineage: Eukaryota; Metazoa; Arthropoda; Insecta; Diptera; Drosophilidae. Bases 113 to 748 code for a protein of 211 amino acids.